UAGAUAUGAUACUCCACUUCGGCCCAACCACGGUGUAAAUACGAUGCCUCCACUUCGGCCCAGAAGAGAGAGGGGUUUUUCAAUUUCGAAGUCCAUUCACGCGCAGCCUACGCGCGGCGACACGCCGUCACACCGUCUGACCGCACCGCCGACUGCACCAUCCGGCGCCGCCGCGGCGCGCUCGCGCGGGGGUGGGCACGAUGCGGGGGCUGGCGCGGGCGGGGAAGCGCGCCAGCGAGAUGGCGUUCAACGCCGGGGGAGGCGCCGUCAACUGGUUCCCCGGCCACAUGGCCGCCGCCUCGCGCGCCAUCCGCGACCGCCUCAAGCUCGCCGACCUCGUCCUCGAGGUCCGCGACGCCCGGAUUCCGUUGUCCUCAGCGAAUGAAGACCUUCAACCUGUGCUUGCAUCUAAGAGGCGUAUCCUUGCUCUAAACAAGAAAGAUCUAGCAAAUCCUAAUAUAAUGAAUAGGUGGCUUCAUCAUUUUGAAUCAUGUAAGCAGGAUUGCAUUUCGAUAAAUGCACAUAGCACCAGUUCUGUUAGUCAGCUUCUUGGGCUAGUGGAGUUCAAACUAAAGGAAGCAAUCUCAAAAGAGCCCACACUUCUUGUUAUGGUUGUUGGUGUUCCCAAUGUUGGCAAGUCUGCCCUCAUAAAUUCCAUUCAUAGAAUUGUCACUUCUCGUUUUCCAGUGCAAGAUAAGAACAAGCGAGCUACAGUAGGACCAUUGCCUGGUGUUACUCAAGAUAUUGCAGGAUAUAAGAUUUCAAGCCAGCCGAGCAUUUAUGUACUUGAUACACCAGGUGUUCUAGUACCAAGCAUUCCAGACAUGGAGACUGGUUUAAAGCUUGCUCUGACAGGAGCCGUCAAGGACUCUGUGGUUGGAGAGGAGCGUAUAGCGAAAUAUUUAUUGUCUCUUCUUAAUAUUAGAAAAACCCCUCUACAUUGGGAGCGACUAGUUUACCGAAGAGAACAAUUCAAUGAAGAUGCAUUCAAUAGUAAUGAAAAAGACUAUAGAGAUUCACCACGAAGGAGGAGGCGACCAAAUAACUCUGACGCCUUAUAUGUACAGGACAUGGUGAUGGAGGUCCAGAGAACACUUUGCAGUACAUUUAUGGACUUCGCGGACAACACUGAGGAUGAGAACGAGCUUGAAAGCCUGAUAGACUCACAGCUUGUCGCUCUUCGCAAGGUGUUCAGGAUACCUCACAAACCGUUUGAUGAAACGCAUGGUCCGGCCUCCAAGAAGUUGUUGACUCUUUUCAGAUCAGGGAAGCUUGGCCCUUUCAUCCUCGACGACCUUCCAGAUAAUCAGUAAAAGGCUGGGGUGCAUGGCGGAGCUUAGGACUUUAAUCCUGUGAGGUCAAUUACUAGUAAUUUGUAUUUAAGUGGAGUCAUUUCUCUAAAUUUUUUGAAUUUAUACAUGAAAAUCAAGGUUUGUAGGGUGUUUUUUAAAAAGCUGUGGGGUCAGCCGACCCCCACAGAAUAUGCCUGGAUCCGCCACCCGUGCAUGUAUGAAUUAUAUGUAUGUUUAUGAGCAGCUAAGGAUUUCUCCUGAUAGAGAUGGCUCGAUAUGAUAAUGAUAGAUGGUGAUGGGCGUCCCUCUAGGGAGCAGCUUUUUUUUUCUUUUUUAAUCCUCUUCCCUAAAAGUAAAGCAAGAUCCCUUCAGGCUUCAA
Oryza sativa Japonica Group (Japanese rice) is the source of this 1671-nucleotide messenger RNA. RefSeq names its product short integuments 2, mitochondrial. The record is from RefSeq and is a predicted model, not a curated record. NCBI's taxonomy places the organism in Eukaryota, Viridiplantae, Streptophyta, Magnoliopsida, Poales, Poaceae. Gene Ontology annotation, cellular component: mitochondrion. Gene Ontology annotation, molecular function: GTPase activity; GTP binding. Gene Ontology annotation, biological process: mitochondrial translation.